GACGAAGAAGAAGACGAAGAAGAAGAAGAAGCGGGGAGGCAACAGCGUCAUCACCGCCGAAGAAACGUGAAAUGAAUGGUUGUCAUGUGUCAUGCAGUCUGGCUGGUGGUCAGCUGACACAUGUUUACUUUCUUUGUGUUAAACCUGCCUUUUCUUCUGAAUGAAUGCAGCGGUAUGCUUCGUCAAGGAGAACCAUGGUAGUCGUCAACUCGGUGCUCAAGCUGUUACAGAGGCAGACGUACACCUGUCUGUCUCAUCGAUACGGGCUCUACCUCUGCUUUGGGGGGAUAGUCCUCAUGAUAGUUUCCGCCUUUCAGUUUGGAGAGGUCGUGGUGGAGUGGAGUCGGGACCAGUAUCACGUGCUGUUUGACUCCUACAGAGACAAUGUGGGGGGGAAAUCGUUCCAAAGCAGGCUCUGUCUGCCCAUGCCUAUUGAUGUGGUGUACACAUGGGUGAACGGCACAGACGUGGCUCUGCUGAAGGAACUGAAGACGGUCAAAGAGCAACUGGAGGAGGAACAAAGGGCUCUGAGGGAACGCCUGGGGAAAAAUGCAAGCGAGGCAACUGAAGAGCCAAAAGAGAGCGUUAAGCCAGAAUGCCUGUUGUCCCACUGCAUCAUAGCGCCCAUGCUGGCGCUGGACCCCGCUCUUCCAGCCAACAUCACACUCAAAGAGCUGCCGUCGCUCUCUCCCUCCUUCUCCGCUGCCAAAGAGCUGCUGCUGAUGAACAAACCCUUCCACCCGUCCACCUCCGUCUCUGUGGCUGUCUUCCAUUCGCAGGCUGAUGCUGAUAAAGCCUACACAGAUGUGUCUAGAGAAGCUCAGAAAUUCUCUGCGUCCAGAUGUUACCUGACGACAGAUAAAGAGGCUCCGGGUCUGAUCCGCAUGCAGUCUCUGGCCUACCUGAGCGGCUUCCCAGCAACCUUUAAGGAAACGGAGCAGCUGAGAGUCAAACUGCCCUCCGUCAUAACCAAUAAAAUCAAUCAGUUUGAGUUGUACUCUGAGGCCAGCAUCGCCCUGCUCCACCUGAAAAGCCCGCAGGAUUUCAGCGAUCUGACCCAACAGGCUAAAAAGAAUUUGACCCUGGAUGGGAAAGAGCUGACCAUCAGCCCUGGCUACUUGUUCUGGGACCUCACUGCCAUCUCACAGUCCAAACAGGAUGAAGAUGUUUCAGCCAGCCGAUUCGAGGACAACGAGGAGCUCCGCUAUUCGUUGCGCUCUGUGGAGAGACACGCCCCCUGGGUGCGACACAUCUUUAUCGUCACUAACGGGCAGAUUCCCUCCUGGCUCAACCUGGAUAACCCCAGAGUUACAGUUGUCCCACAUCAGGAUAUCUUCCUGAACAACAGCCACCUUCCCACUUUCAGCUCCCCUGCCAUAGAGACCCACAUGCACCGCAUCCCAGGGCUCUCCCAAAAGUUCAUUUACCUCAAUGACGACGUGAUGUUUGGCAAAGACGUCUGGCCGGACGACUUCUACAGCCACUCGAAAGGACAGAAGGUGUAUCUCACCUGGCCUGUCCCCAACUGUGCUGAAGGUUGCCCAGGAUCUUGGAUCAAAGAUGGGUACUGUGACAAGGCCUGCAACAACUCUGCCUGUGACUGGGAUGGAGGAGACUGCCUCGGCGCCGCAGGGAGCGGUCGGUUUGCGGCUGGGCUGGGUGGUGGCGGAGCCGGUGGAGCCGGUGGACAGGUGUGGCAGUUUGCAGGUGGUCUAGGAGGUCUUGGGGGGACGUCGUACUGUAAUCAAGGCUGUGCCAACUCCUGGCUGGCAGACAAGUUCUGUGACCAGGCCUGCAAUGUUCUCUCCUGUGGUUUUGAUGUGGGAGACUGUGGGCAAGAGCACUUUGGCGAGCUGCACCAUGUGACCCUGCUGAGGAAUCGGAGCAUGUACACCCUCCCGGUCGGUGAAACCAGGCCAUAUUUCAGCUUCGACAGACUGGCCCGCAGAGUCUCUGAGGCCCACGUCAGCGACAACCCGGUGCUACGCCACACCUCCGUCGCCAACAAGUGGAAGACCAUUCACCUGCUGCUCCAUCCGGGCAACAACGCCAGCCAGAUCCAGUACAAUCUCACUUUCCAGAGAGAAGACGACACAGAGUUCAUAAUGAGCUUCAGUGUAGCUGUGGACACCCGCGAGGUGCCUCAGGCUAACGUUACCCAGGCUGUGAGCCAAGACGCCGACAAAGAGCCAAAGCCGACCCCAACGCCAGAGCCACCGGUCCCGUUCUCAGAUAUUCCUGAGAACAAGCGGGGUCCUAAGAUCCUGAAGAGACUGCCUGGUGAACCUCAGGUUGUCAUAGAAGUGCCUUCGCUAAAUGUGUCCCUUCUACCAGCUGUUGUGCAAAGUGAGCUACAGAAGCUGGAGGAGAAGCUUCUGAUCGGAGACAUUACUCUGAAGGGUUAUAACCUCACAAAGGCUGAACUUCUAAAAGCUUUCAAGACACCGGCUCAUAAGAAGCAGGACAUUGAUUCACAUCCAGCGAAUGAGGGUGCAGCCAAGGUCCAGGGGAAACCCUAUAAAGACUUGGAGGGAGAGCAGUUGGAAGGAAAACCACCCGUGGAAGAGAAAGCUGGAAACAUCGUUCAGAAGAAUCUAAACUCGAAAGAAGAAAUGUCCAGGAAAGAUGCGGUUACUCCUCUUAUCUCAGUCUAUAUUGAUGAUAAGCAUGACUUAAAUCCCAAACAGUACAAUCUGAAUGCUGCGAUCGAGAGGCCCCUCACAUCCAAACUGCUAAGCAGCAUUUCCAAAACUAAGAGCGCGGAGAGUCAGGCGGAGCCAGUCGGCGCCGCAGGAGCAGCUCCAGUCGGUCGGAGACUCCAACACUUCAUCUCCUCAGACAGAGGCUUCCUGCCGUGGGAGAGGAGGAAGUACUUCCAGGAACUGCUCGAGGAAGAGGAGCGUCUGCGGAGAGAACUAUCGUACAAGGCCGACGGUGCUGCCACUGGCCGAAGGCUGCAGGACACUUUUGCUGACUCGCUGCGCUACGUCAACAAGCUGCUCAACGGCCAGUUUGGAUUCACGUCCCGCAAGGUCCCCGCACACAUGCCUCACAUGAUCGACCGUCUCAUCAUGCAGGAGCUGCAGGACACAUUCCCAGAGGAGUUUGACAAGACCUCAGCCCAUUCUGUUCGUCACUCGGAGGACAUGCAGUUCGCCUUUUCGUACUUCUACUUCCUUAUGAGUGCUCAGCAGCAGCUCAACGUGUCUGAGGUGUUCGACGAGAUCGACACCGACCACUCGGGCGUCCUGUCCGACCGAGAGAUUCGAACUCUCGCCACAAGGAUCCACGAGCUGCCUCUCAGCCUCCAGGACCUGACAGGCCUGGAGCAGAUGUUGAUCAACUGCUCUAAGACUCUGCCGACUAACCUAACCCUGCUCCAUCUGGUGAACCCAACUCAGGAGGCCUACUAUGACCCCAGCAUGCCUCCCGUCACAAAAGGCCUCGUCCUCCACUGCAAGCCCAUCACAGAGCGCAUCCACAAAGCCUUCAGAGACCAAAAUAAGUACAGGUUUGAGAUCAUGGGGGAGGAGGAGAUAGCUUUCAAGAUGGUGCGGACAAAUGUGUCCCAUGUGGUCGGCCAGUUGGAUGACAUUAGGAAGAAUCCCAGGAAGUUUAUCUGUCUGAAUGAUAACAUCGACCACAGCCACAAGGACGCCGCUACAGUGAAAGCUGUGCUGAGAGACUUCUAUGAGUCCAUGUUCCCGCUGCCGUCCCAGUUUGAACUGCCCAGGGAGUAUCGCAACAGAUUCCUGCAUAUGGAGGAGCUCCAGGACUGGCGAGUGUAUCGGGACAAGCUGAAGUUCUGGACGCACUGCGUCCUCGUGACGCUCGUCAUCUUCACAGUCAUGUCCUUCUUUGCCGAACAGCUGAUUCUGCUGAAGCGGAAGCUGUUCCCCAGACGCAGAGUGAACAGGGUCAGCAACCCUGAGCGGGUGUGAAAGAAAGGAAGACUUCCCUCUCCUCUUCCUUUUAGCACUUCGACAACCUCCACCCUUUCUCUCCUGCUCAGUCGAGAGGAUUCAGACCGGGGGACUGGGUGGAGACAGGAUUCUGAAGUCCUCCGUGCUUGUGUUGCAUCAGCACGGACUGAGGUUAGAAACGUGUGUGAGAUGGUGAUGAGACAUUUUUCAGGAGAUGAUAGAUGGGGCUGUCCGGAGAAGGGAAUGGAAGCCAGAAAGAAGAAGCUUGUAAUUCUUCUUUUCGUACUCUGGGGGGGGGGGGGGCGGCAUCUAAGACUUUUGUACAACACACACAAACAUACACAGAACACUCCCUCCACACUGCACCACCCUACUCAUGUCCUGCCCUCACGUGUGUGUGUGUGUGUGUGUGUGUGUGUGUGUGUGUGUGUGUGUGUGUGUAAAAUCAAACUAUUAGCAGAAUAAUGGAUUUGCAACUUUUUGAUAUUCGAUUUAAUUGUUUGAGUCACUUUUCAAGGAAAGAGUUUUUUUUUCUCUAUUUUAUCGUACGUUGAUUUAUCUUUGGGUUUUGGACCACUGGUCAAACUGAAAAGACAUCUGAGGGGUCACCUCGGGUGCUGAAAGAAUUGUGAUCGCCAUUUUUCACAAUUUUAUAGACAAAACAAUUAGACGUAAAGAUGUCAGUGCUUGCAGCCCGUGUUGCACUUGGCUUUUAUCGCUAUGGCUUCAUUUGCAAGAAAUGAAGGGAAAAGUAAAUAUAGUAUGAAUAAAAUAAGUCAUUCAAGUGUUGGCUGUUAUAUUUCUGUCUGUCAUACAUGAAAACUUGAAGUGCCUUCGUUGUUAAUUCCUUUUUGUUUGAACAUUUUUUGUUUUUCUCCUGUUUUUUUUUUAACAUGUCUUAUAAAUGUCGGCCACAUCGCACCCUAAUCUAAUGAUUUACAAUGAGAAUGAGUGGGAUAUAGGAUAAUAUGAUUCUUAAUGUGGUACAAAUGUAAAUGAUUGUUGGAGCUACAUGUAAGUGAUACUACAGCUUUCAUGGCCACCUGUAUGUGUGUCCCUGUGGGACUCAACAGGCGCUACUGUCUGAAAUUCAGACCCCCCUCAGCAUGUUCUGUAACUUAUUUUGAUUGUAUUGUGACAGUGAUCCCGGUGACUGAUGCAUCUGAUGCUAAAUGCAGCAGAAUGUAAACAAAGCCUCAGAGUAUGCUUGCGCCAUAAGUCACAUGAUGUACGGUACGAUGACAGCAGGCGAGGUAGGCGACGAUAACACAUCUGCAAAGUGGGAUUCCCUCUGAUUGCAUCAGUGGUUCCUCUGACUGAAAUAAAAAGCAGUUUGGUUCAGUCCUCUUGGUGUUUUUGUUGUGUGACUGUAGCUUAGUACUGUACUUGCAGUAAGUACAAUGUUUGAGGUACUUUACUUGCUAAAUUCUAGACUUUGUACAGCACGGAAGCAAAUAAGAGACAUUGGUAUGUGAUUUUAACAGCCACUUAAUAUGGAAAUUCACAAACUUGUUUCAUAGCAUUGAAAUAUUUUACUUUAUAAACAAUGUAUCUGAAUUUAUUUGUUCUGAAUUAAAAAUGAAAUUUUUUGA
This is a messenger RNA of Cottoperca gobio, 5515 nucleotides long. It is a transcript of the gene gnptab, whose product is annotated as N-acetylglucosamine-1-phosphate transferase subunits alpha and beta. Gene Ontology annotation, cellular component: Golgi apparatus. Bases 165 to 3941 code for a protein of 1258 amino acids. Gene Ontology annotation, biological process: carbohydrate phosphorylation; N-glycan processing to lysosome. The record is from RefSeq and is a predicted model, not a curated record. NCBI's taxonomy places the organism in Eukaryota, Metazoa, Chordata, Actinopteri, Perciformes, Bovichtidae. Gene Ontology annotation, molecular function: UDP-N-acetylglucosamine-lysosomal-enzyme N-acetylglucosaminephosphotransferase activity; calcium ion binding. The transcript has 21 exons.